This is a messenger RNA of Triticum aestivum (bread wheat), 1108 nucleotides long. Its product is annotated as proline-rich protein 4-like. Lineage: Eukaryota; Viridiplantae; Streptophyta; Magnoliopsida; Poales; Poaceae. The transcript is spliced from 2 exons. The coding region runs from base 111 to 896 and encodes 261 amino acids. The record is from RefSeq and is a predicted model, not a curated record.
UGAACCGCGUCAGUGUUUGACGCCUAUAUAAAGGAUGCCAUCCUUGUCCACGUCCAUCCACAGCUUCCCUUCCUUAGCAUCUCCGAACAAGUGGUAGAUCGAGCUCCACAAUGGCGCUCCUACCUCGGCGGUUUCUGUUCGGAGUUUGCGCUGUAGUGCUGGUGAUCGGCCUCGCAAACUCUGUGCACGGCGAGGCGGCGCCGGUCGUGGUCGGCCUGGCCAGGUGCUCGGACUGCACAAGGAAGAACAUGAAUACCGAGGCAGCUUUCAAAGGUCUCCAAGCCGCUGUCAAGUGUAAGAAUGGCGAGGGCGAGUACGAGAGCAAGGCCGCGGGGCAUGUGGACAAUUCCGGCGCCUUCAGCGUCCCCCUGAACGUGGGCCUCGUCGGCGAUGACGGCGAGCUGAAGCAGGACUGCUUCGCGCAGCUCCACAGCGCGUCUGGUGCGCCGUGCCCCGGGCAAGAGCCCUCCAAGAUCAUCGCGGCACGGCCCGGCCGCGACGGCCAGACGACUUUCGUGGCGCUCGCCGGCGAGGUGCACCGACCGUUGGCUGAAUGCGCCUCGGCGUUCUUGUGCCAUCCUCUGCACAAUCACCACCUGGCCGUCUUCCACAAGCCCGUGAUUGUCCGUCCCAAGCCCGAUCAUUACCAUGAUCAUGACCACGAUCAUGGCCACGAUCACGAUCAUGAUCAUCACCACGACCAGGAUCUCCCGCCUGCUGUCAACAAGCCGCCAACGACGCCGGUGUACACGCCGACGAUGCCAACCCCCACGCCGAUCUACCAUCCCACGGCCCAGCGUGACGCCGUCACGGAGCCACAGCUCUUCAAGAAGAUGCUCCUGUUCCUCAAGAAGCUACCGUUCUUCCCUCCUGCCAAGCAGAGCGGCAAGCCGUAGAUAGUUUUGUCCGCGGCGGAGCGAGGCUGCUCGCUCUUUUGGUUGAAGCCACACACGAUUUUUUCCACAAAAUAAUGUUUGCGAGGAUGAUUGUUAGUUGGGUUGAGAGCGUUCCAUUUCUGGAGUAGUUCGAUCUUGCUUGUUUUGUGUGUUUGUUUCACUCUCAUGUAUCGUGUGUAAUACUAUGUUGGAAAUAUGAUUGUUAUAUCUCA